GCGCUGGGGGAGAGGCUGUUGCGGCUGCAAGAUGAGUGAAUCGCUCGUGGUCUGUGACGUUGCUGAAGACCUAGUGGAGAAGCUGAGAAAAUUCCGUUUCCGCAAAGAAACGAACAAUGCUGCCAUUAUCAUGAAAAUCGACAAGGACAAGCAGCUGGUGGUCCUGGACGAAGAACACGAGGGCAUUUCUCCGGACGAGCUGAAGGACGAACUCCCGGAGAGGCAGCCUCGAUUCAUUGUCUACAGCUACAAGUACCAGCAUGACGACGGGAGAGUUUCUUACCCGCUCUGCUUCAUCUUCUCCAGCCCAGUUGGGUGCAAGCCGGAGCAGCAGAUGAUGUAUGCCGGCAGCAAAAAUAAGCUAGUGCAGACCGCGGAACUCACCAAGGUCUUUGAAAUCAGGAAUACAGAGGACCUCACCGAGGAAUGGCUCCGGGAGAAACUCGGCUUCUUCCAUUAAAAAAAGUCGGCAACACCUUCCAGCCUGGUGCGAACUGGAACCCGCCGUGGCUCCACCUUUCUAGAAUGCACUGUAUUUGCAGUUGUUUCCUGCAGUGUGUGUAUGUAUGUACAUAUAUAUAUAUAUUAUAUAUAUUUUGUGCGUGCAAAGUUUAUACAGUGAGCAGAGGAAAUGUCUCCUGCCUAACCAGACUUUGCCCUGGGUUUUUUCCUUCCUUUGUAACCAUUUAAAAGGGAACGAGUCUCCUCUGCAGGGACAAUACAGUUUGUUUUUGUGCUUGUGUGACUAAUAUUUCUCUGUGGCUUGAUCCGGAGCUUGCAGCUGCUUGCAGUUGUGGGACACAGUCUCGGAAAGAACAUCUCCCGCACAAGCCCCUUUGAACUGAACGGGCCUCUGCACCGCUCGUGCUUGUCUGAAGGGGAAUGUUUGGGGUCUGUUCCCGGCCACGCAUGUUCAUAGCCUGGGAACUUACAGUAACCGUUUGUCCUUGAGCUGCGGGUUCAUCCGCUCCUGUCAGAGACUGGACACUAAGACUUGUAUGCGAAAGCAGCGCUGUAUUCGGCGAUUUCAUCCGGGCAUAACGGGUUCUGAACUGCUCCCAAAUGCCCGCUUUCCGGAAUGUUAAUACCGGCACUUAGUCUGUCACCUCCUAACUGUUCAGGUUUCGGGAUCGACCACUUCCUUUUCCUUAAAAUUCCAGUGAUGAACUUGUCUGAUGCUGCACAACUUAACUCUGUUUCAGGUCAGAGGUUUGACCCGCCUAUUUUUAUGUGAGUAGAACAUAGCAUUUUUACUAGUCAAAUGGAAAGUAGAUUUUAAAAAAUUCUAAGGGCUCAGUGAUGCUUUCUGGUGGACAUCCAUUCCAGAAGUCUUUGUAAGUCAGUUUAUUAACCUUUCUCUUAAUGUCUUUUUGUCUUUUUAUACAAGCACUUCUCGGUUUGUGUGCCUUCUUUAAGGAAAAAUGCCUAUCUUUCAACGGAUUGUAAGAAAUCUUACACUGCUGUUUUUUUAAGAUGCUAAACUUGAUAUUGGCUGACUUGGUCUAAAAGACGAGGUCUAAAGCUGAUCUCUUCUCUCUCCUUCCUUCCCCUUGAGAACGUCACCUGCAGUGGUACAUGCCAGGGCUUAUGAUGCCAAGAAUUAUACUCGGACUCCUUCUCGGGCAUUGCUCCCGCCAAAAGACCCCGAUCCACCCCUGCUUCUUCACCCCACCCUUUUCUUCUUUCCUGGGACUUACCGUUUGCCAGUGUCCAGCGCAGGUUUGUCUUAAGGUAGUGCAUCUCCUCUGAUCCCCCACGACUGCAGAGCCCUUCUUGCCCCCCAGAAUUUCCAUUUGCAGAACUCAGCGGCCAUCUUGGCUGCCACCUUCUUUCAAGCUGGCCUUUUCUGGCUGCAAGACGAAGAUCUUGGAAGCCAGAGGGGUUUCUAGUGUCUGCCUGGGCAUGGGUGGGAAGGGGUAUCAGUCCCUGGCAAGGGCUCUUGCCCGUUGAAGUUCAGAACAAAUCAGGUGGCCGUGGAAUCUUGCUAUUUUCAUGCACCAUCCGAAUUUCCUGGGUGCAAAGCAUGGAACUCUGCUGAAGCUGGACUGCGCACGGUCUUGCUUCUAGAAGAAACUAACAACUUAGGAUGCAUGUGUGUACCCCCCCCCCCCCACCCCAGGCUUUCCUCCAAUGGCAGGGCUGCUCCUGCGUGACAGCUGGGCCGGGCCGGGCUUUCGCGAGAGGCGGGGUGGUCAGUUCUCCAGCCCCCAGAAGCACCUGCUGCCUCAGACCCCACAAUGCGCUCUUCCCCACCGCACACGCGGAGUCCUGCACUCAGCUGGCACCGCCGGCAGUCAGGGCUUUGCCACCUGCGCGUGCGAGGCUGGCGCGUCCGUGCCUCCCUCCGGGGUUUGUAAGACUAGAGCGUGAGCUCUCCGUUGGCCUUUCGAAGCCAGGCGGCUUUUCUCGUGAGAGCAGGGCUGCAGGCAGAGUCUUUAUCCGGCGUUGCUUUAGAGCCCAGAGGCAAGCGUGCAGCCGGCCAGAUCUGGCUUCGGGGUGCCGGGCUGCCAUCCUGAAGACAGGAAGCGGAACUUCCUAGUGGCAGGAGCUUGGCAGCGAGCCACCUUGUGAGGGCGGCACCAGCUUCCCCACGCUGGCACUCGCCAGCACGUUGGCUUCGACUCCCCCUGUGGGUGUUGCAGCUGAAAACAUCUAGAGUUGCUUGCUGCCAGCAAGAGGGGGCCUUGAGCAGUCCGUCUCUGCCCAGUGUGGCCAGAGAUCCGCCGUUUUUAUUGCCCUGCACGUUGUUGAGCUCGGGCAGCCAGUGGUUCCACUUGAAAAGGCCCGGUCCCUUUUUAACAAAAGACAAAAGAGAACCUCUCGGGAAGCCUUACUGAACUUCCUGUAAGUGGCAUUGUUCUAAGAUGCUGCACAGACCAUCUUUCUCCUCUCCCCCUUUCUGAACUAAUGACAAUCUUCAGGUUUUGUUAAUAGGGAAAUCCUUUCCAGCUUUGGAUUUUUAAAAAAUUCUUGUACAGCCAUUUCUCCCCUGCUCCACCAGGAGUGGAGAUGCAAGUCCAGUUUCCAGUAAGAAAACCUUAUGCUUCAUAGCAAAGUUUAAAAAACGAACCUUUUUAUUGACGGGCUGUGCUUUUUCAUACAGCAAUGGCCGAGGAUAAUCUUUUCGCUACAGAUGAACCCGAGCCUGCCAAAAGUAGCCUUUUGCAGUACCUCGGUUCAUAUCGUAGAAAGAUUUAUUGAAGGACCCUUUACGGAAGAUGCUCGGAGCCCCUUGAGGGGGAAAAUCGUGUUAUAAAUGCAAAUGCUAUUUCCAUGUAGAAUAACACAGGGAAGUUCUGUUCCACUGGGAGUUCUCAAGCUGACACUGGGCUAUAAAUACUUCGAAUAAAUCUCGCCUGCUUUGAGAGGGAGUAAGAUGCUGAAACUCUGCCUUUCAUGCCUUUAAAUCUAUACUGGAAGGACAGUUGCAGGCAUGCAGCUAACGCACAGGAACCACCUCUGUGGAAUCCCUCUGUAUUGUUGCCUUGAGGGGCAGCGGUGCCCUGCGGGAUGUGUUGCCCCAGUGGCUUGCAAAGCAGGCGGCCCCGACAGCGGUGCAGCUGGAACCCUCAUGCAACCGGAACCCUCGUGCAACCGGCUGCGCCAGACUCGAGGAACUGCAGCUGCCUCUCUCUCACGGCCUCACCAGGACUGCCUCAGAUCUGGGGGCAUCUUCCGAUGCGCAUACUUUGUGCGUUCGGUCGCUGCGUUUUGAAAUUUACACCGCGUAGAAGCUUGCUUUGCUCGCCCUGUGCAGGCUGUGAGAGCUGCUUAGUGGUUGCUUUACGGAGCCCCAAAAUCUACCCACCGGUGCCUGGCACAAAAGACAGACACCUAGAACUAAAGCACUUCGAAGUCAGGAAGUCGGAUUGCAUACUGAAUUCACAGCCCCCGUAUGCAGAAAUCCGCUCUCGGUUACCUUGAGCCGUCUUUAUUCCAGCAGUACAAUUUAAAGCGGGGUCUUCCUUUUGCUGCCACUCGGAAAGUUUGGAGCCAAAAAUCUUUGCUGACCUACUGCGGGUCACAUGGAUCUCCCAGCAGAUCCAGAUCUACUCCUACCAAAUUUCAUGCAACCUUCCACAACCUGGUGCCUUCCAGGUGCAUCGGACCACAACCUCUAUCAUCCCCACAUGAGUGCCCGAUUGGGCGACGCCUUCUUGAACAGGUGGCUUAGUCGUCGUGCUUAGGAAGUCCUUUUUUCGCCAAAGGAAGCCAUUUUUCUUAACCGUGAUCCAGUCCAAACAGGCAGCUUCAUGUUCUCCCCUCCCCCUUGUCUCCUGCUAAGCCUAAAACGCACUGACCUCAAAAGGGGGACGGAGGCGCUUUCAUGCGGCUGGGCUCAAUAGACUCGAUCGAGCGGCUGGCUGGCCAGCCGGGGCCUUUACGCAGCUGCGGUGCCGUCCGGCAGAAACAGUGCGGGCUCUGAGCCGAAAGGCAGCGGCGACCGGACCGAGCCGUACGGAGGCCGCUCUCCUCCUUAACGCGCCACGGUCUGCUCCCGAGCGUAUUGGGUAGGGCUUUGGUGCCCGCCACAUUGAGGUGGGCCACGCCUGCAGGCUCUUGUCUUCGCAGGCCCUCAGGAAAGGGCACGGGCGUCGUUUGCAAGCAGAGUUGGCCCUUGAGGACCCUGGGUGGCCUGCUGGACAGUCCGCCCGCCGUCUGCCGGCUCCAACGGGAUGCUGUGUGACUAUAGAGACCAUUCCACGAAUGCACGGACCUCGCGCUCGGCUUGCUUGUUCUUGCACCAGCCUUCCCCAGCCUGGUGCCCUCCGAGCGGCAACGCUCAUCCUUCCCAGUGUUCAUUCCACGUGGCUGGGGAAAGCUGCUUUUUCCACUGUUAGCAGCUGUCGGAGAACAAGGAACAGGGUAGCGCAGCCUGAGCAAUUCCCCAAGUGGCUGGGCUGCUGCAGAAAUGACAGGUUUGUUGGACGGAAGGGGUGCGGGUGGCCAACGUUUGUCCUUCUCCACUCAGAGCUUCGGUCUGAGUGCAAUUAAAAAGAAAAGUGUCUGGAGUGGGGAAUUCCUGCUGUGGGAUUUUAGGUGGGUCUUGAAUCUCUCGUCAUCUCAUCUCAUUUUGAAUCUUAAAUACACAUUCCGUGGAGUCUCCGGUAACUCCAGGGGCCGCCCCGGGAUGGCUCGUGCAAGUCCUUGGGGCCGCCGCAGGGAGCAAGGCCUUCGGCUCCUCGUUACUGGGGUUGCAUCCUGUCCCUUCUUGGCUGCCAGUGUCCCGUGUGGCCGUAGGCACGGGAAGCUGUGCUUGCAGCGCCGGAGUCAGCGGUAUUUCUGCACCGAAGAGGUCGCCCUUCUUGCGGGACUUCCCAGAACCUCCUGCGUGUGCAGCUCACUCGCUCUGCCGCUCAGCUGCUGGCAGCCAAGCCCUGCCGUUGCCUCCAGUGCGUUCGGGAGAAUAUUGGCUGCAUUUACAGGACCAAUAUUUGGGUCGGCACGAGUGAUGGGCGGCUAAGGCAGGGCCUGGUCUGGCCUAGAGUUCCCAUCACGCCUUAGCACCGGCUAGGCUGUCCGGGUAUGCCAGAAAGGAGAGGAGUGGAGAGCCACAAGCUGCUCACCCCAGUCCCAAGGAAAUGCGACCUGGUGGGGGGAAUUGCCGUCUGGGGACCUGCUAAUGCAGCAACAUAGGCCAGCCUGCCCUCUUCCAGAUCCAUUGGACAACAGCUCCCAUCUGGCUGGGGGGGUUCUGGGAGUUGUCCUCCUCCACAUCUGGAGUGCGGCAUGCUGGCAAAGCCUGCCUGUUCGUACGCAGAAAGAACACUCCUUCGUGGCAGCAACGUAAUUCAGAAGUCGCGGUGCCUCCUCGGGAGGCACUGUUGCGGAUUCUGCGUGUUUUUGUCGUUCAGCGAGCUAAUUCAGCAAAGAACCGUCACGGUGUCCACACACAUGGUGUUUUUCCCUUGAAUGCUGGCAUGUUUCUCUCUUCUUUCGAACCAAUGGUUUCCGUUUGUUGGUUUGUUUCUGGCUAAGCAUGGUGCCUGUACUGAUAUUGGUGACAACAAAAUGUUAAUAAACAAAUCCCCGCAAA
Varanus komodoensis (Komodo dragon) is the source of this 6037-nucleotide messenger RNA. RefSeq names its product glia maturation factor beta (gene GMFB). Gene Ontology annotation, biological process: negative regulation of Arp2/3 complex-mediated actin nucleation; actin filament debranching. Gene Ontology annotation, molecular function: actin binding; Arp2/3 complex binding. Lineage: Eukaryota; Metazoa; Chordata; Lepidosauria; Squamata; Varanidae. The transcript is spliced from 7 exons. The record is from RefSeq and is a predicted model, not a curated record. Bases 32 to 460 code for a protein of 142 amino acids. Gene Ontology annotation, cellular component: actin cortical patch.